Pygocentrus nattereri (red-bellied piranha) is the source of this 3915-nucleotide messenger RNA. It is a transcript of the gene igfbp5a, whose product is annotated as insulin-like growth factor binding protein 5a. Gene Ontology annotation, molecular function: insulin-like growth factor II binding; fibronectin binding; insulin-like growth factor I binding. NCBI's taxonomy places the organism in Eukaryota, Metazoa, Chordata, Actinopteri, Characiformes, Serrasalmidae. Gene Ontology annotation, cellular component: extracellular region. The transcript has 4 exons. The coding region runs from base 367 to 1179 and encodes 270 amino acids. The record is from RefSeq and is a predicted model, not a curated record. Gene Ontology annotation, biological process: regulation of insulin-like growth factor receptor signaling pathway.
UCUCAUGCAUAACAUGUGCUCGGUGCUCAGCCUGUUUGCUGACACUUUGCUAGAGCCCAACUGUGCGUGCUCGAGGAAACGGGAGGAAGCAGCAGCGCGCCGUUGCUCUCGCGGAGAGGAUUAGUGGAGGGCGAGCGCCGCGCGCAGACGCUCAACUUCAACUUGUGGCGCGUUUGAGCUCGAGCCGCGGGCUUUUUGUUUAGACGUGAGAAUAAGGGCGCGAGAGGCUGGUCAGUCUUCCUCCAGCGCGGCUCUGUGCCACCCAGCUCCUCCAAAACGCCGGACGCGCAGCCGCUGACCGGAACCGCACGAGCGAGAGCGUCGCCAGCCGCUGCCUCUGCUGCUUUUUCGUGAGGGGAACGGAUCAUGCUCGUGCGCCUGUGCGCGUGGAUGGCGCUCGCGCUCUCGUGCGGCGCUCCCCGCCGCCUCCUGCUGCUCGCCUCCUACGUGCCGUGUGAGCCGUGCGACCAGAAGGCGCUCUCCAUGUGCCCGCCCGUGCCCGUGGGCUGCCAAGUGGUCAAGGAGCCCGGCUGCGGCUGCUGUAAGACGUGCGCGCUCGCCGAGGGCUACGCGUGCGGCGUCUACACGGGCACGUGCAGCCGCGGGCUGCGCUGUCUGCCGCGCGCCGGCGAGGAGAAGCCGCUGCACGCGCUGCUGCACGGCAAGGGAGUGUGCACCAACGAGAAGGCGUACAAGCCGGCGCACGCCGCGCGCGAUCGUGAGUCGCACGAGCUGGCGAUUUCGGAGGUGACGGACGAUUUGCUUCCACAUGUCAAGGUGCCUUUGUUCCCCCGAGACCACAUCAACAAUAAGAAGGCCCACGCCGUUCACAAGGAUAGGACGCGAAUGCAGUCCAGGCUCAAGACUGUGGGGCACUUGGACUACUCCACGUUCAGCAUAGACAAACAUCUGUCUGAAAUUGGGCCAUGUCGGAGGAAGCUGGACGGAAUUAUCCAGAGGAUGAAGGAUUCCCCCAGAAUCAUGGCUCUGUCUCUCUACCUGCCCAAUUGUGACAGGAAGGGCUUCUUCAAACGCAAACAGUGUAAGCCCUCCAGGGGACGCAAGCGAGGCAUUUGCUGGUGUGUGGAUAAGUAUGGGGUAAUAAUGCCAGGCACCGACUACAGCGGAGGCGACAUCCAAUGCAAAGACCUGGAGAGCAACAGCAACAACAAUGAGUGAGGGGUCUCUGCCUUGAAAUCAGACCCCUUCCCCAUCUUCUGCCAUAUUUCAUCCACUGCCAAUCACUUAAGUAAUCCUAACUUGUAAGAGCUUGUCCUUAACCUCAGAACAGGCCGAGUUAAAAAGUAGACAUUAGAUUUGUACGCACUUAAUUCAUAUCUUUUGACAGCUCCUGUGAACCCUGUUCUGCUCUGAAACUCUGGAAUGUCAGUCAUCUCAGUAAUAUUUUAUAUUCAUAAGCCUACUUAGUGCACUAUUGCAUAUCAUAUCAGAACAGCAGUUGGGUACGUUUUCACUACUAGUGGUAUAAAAGCAAUACUAGCAACUAUGGUGAGGUUUGUGUGAUCGGGAGGGGUGGUUCAACUCCAUUGUGCUUGUCCACUUUGGAGCACUUGUCCAUAGACACUUUCUGUUUGUACUACGAAUUUGUUUUUCAUUUCUCGGUCAAUGUGCAAUGUGAAUGACUGUCAGUGCUGGUAUUAUGUCAGUCCCACACGUUCUCCUAUAGUGACUGUCAGCAGUAGCUGAUCACAGGAAGUAGCUUAUCGUCUUGAAAUGCCUUCUGGCCUUUCGAACUCAGUUUUAACUCGAGAGCAUAGCACAAGUUUGUAACCUAGUUAAUUGUGAACUGGCAUACCUAUUUUCUCCAUCUCGAUUAAAGCUGGCACAAACUCUUGAAAUAAGCUUCAACUUUAAAAUAUGCAAACGUGCGGUAUGUUCCAGUGGCUCGCCGUACUACAGGGAGACUUAGCCAUUUGAAUACAGGAUGGAACAAAAACCCAGCUCGCCAUUUCUCUCUCCCUGGCGACCGCUCCUGGGGGUCUUUGGGUUCUCAUGGAAAUCUCAGUGCCUUUUUCAACUCAAACGCAUUUGAAUUCUGAUUUACAUCGAGAUCACAAAGGAAAAACUCGCUCAAAGCAAACCUCUGCUGUUGAUGAGUGCAUUCAAAUUGAGGAGGAUGGCAGCGAGAGAGUGCUAGUAUGAUGGGUGACUGGAGGGUGGUACCAAGAACACACUGAGCUUUUGGCACACAAAUGAGAGGUUUCAUAAUUUGGUGCUUUUUAAGCCAUAUUUCGUGUUCAAUUCUUUGUGCUUUUCCCAACACCUUGCUUUGCAAGUAUGACAUUAUGUUAGCAACCUGAUAACAUUGUGCAAAAAACUCAGUCCUCUGAUUGUAAAUAAGGCUUUAAGAUGACCCGAGUUUUUUUUUUUUUUUAAAGCCGCUAUCCUUAAAGAUUCUGGCACUUUAAGAAGUUCAAAUGUGAUUCCCAAUAAAUGCAAUCCCUCUAAUGUUCAUGUUUUAAUGCAGGACAAUUCCACUCCGUGUGAGGGAAGCUCAUUGUAGCGGGAGAUCUGUAGCAUGUAUAGUAAUCUUUAUUCUGCCGACCAGUGUGACAGGGUUUAUGUGGUGCCUAUUUUAGAAUAAAACAACAUUUUAGGCCAAAUGUUAGACCAAAUCAAGCAUAUUCUCAACCAUCUAUGCACAUGUACUGUGCAAGGUUCAUGGUAAUAUAAAACAGAUCUAUAUGGAAAUAUAAGCUUUUGAUUUAUUUCUUUACUUCUUUGAGUAUUCUGUCACAGAAUUGCUCAUUUUCUUCAAUGUGACCUUGAAAAAUGUCGAGAGUCGUAACCAAGUGUGGUAAAAGGUUGAAUUUCUGCAUAAGACAUCUGAAUAUUAGUGUGUGGUAUUUAUUCACUGCGUAAUUUAUGUACUCUUACCUUUGUCUCUUUUGUAAUGAAAAAAAAAAGCAUUUAUUUAAAUAUAGUUAUGUACUCAAUUAUGAGAUUAAAAAAUAUGUGGCUAUUCCCGAGCUGUUCAUUGUGUGAACUGCAUUUUUUAUGACUUGGUCAGCAUGUACCUAUGUAAACACAGAAAGAAGUAGUGAUGCUUAAAAUAAAUAGGUAUUCUGCAAAGCGAGAACCAGUUUGACUGCCCUUGGGGAGUAUUCAAACACAUGCAAAGCUGAGCAAUAGGUGUUCUAGGUCAUUUGCUCUGUCCUGAAUAAUUCACCUGCAGUGGAUUGUGUAAUAGCUACAUGUCUAUCUGAAAGACGGUACAUGCAGUGAUGUGCAAAAGUCAGAGACCACCCUUUAUUUAUUUCAUUUCAGUCAAAACAGCCAUUAAGCACAAGUUUGUUUAGUUUUCGGUAUCAGGAAAAGAAGCCGAAAGCUUCAGCAACUAAAUAUGUCGUCCGCUUUUUCGCCUGUAGGGCCUGUUUACUGCACUCAGACUUUGUCUUCAUUACAGCUUCCAUGCCUUUUUUUUGCUUUCAGUUUUUCAAAGAAAUCUGUAGGGAUAUUUUUCUCUCGAAAGUUCAGUCUUAGAAGUUGGUUUCAUGUUCUGCUUCUCGCAAUCCAAGUAAUCCGGAACACGUUCAGUGAUGUUGAGGCCUGGGCUCUGGGAUGGCAAGCCGUUCCAUUGUUCUGAGAACAACUGAAUUGAACAGCUACACGUCCUUUUAGACCCACAGCGUUCAGCUGUCUUCUUACAGGGUAAGGAUAGACGGAGCCAACUGUGGAUUUCAGAGCUGAAGCAAGAGUGGAGCUUGAUGAAGGCAGUUUUGGUGGUACACCAGGUCUUGCAGAGUGGAAUUCCUAAUUUUAAAAACUUUGUUUUUCACUUUUUUCUCUGACUUUUCCAAAUAAGUGACUUAAUCUUAAGAAAUCUCUCCUAAGAAUGACUGUAUUGUACUUACUUGCCAUUUUGACUGGAAACUAAUAAAAUUAAUAAAUGAA